AUUCCCAGUCCUGUUAGUUUUCCUCAGUUUUUCCCUCUGACUGCACAGACCGCAGUGCUGCAGCUGCUUUAAAUGGACGUGUUGGCCGUCCCCGCAGACCGGCAGAAAGGAUGGUACCUUUCCCUCAUGGCCCCCAACACAAAAGGACCAGAGUACGCCUGGCUGGACCCAUCCAGACUCUACUGCAACCCGCAGGCUCUGGCAGACUGCGUGAAAGACCUUCUGAGUCGCUUUCACAGCGACCCCAUUGACCUGGUUGCUGGGAUCGACGCCAUGGGAUUUAUUCUUGGUGCGUCUGUUGCCACCACUCUUGGAAAAGGUUUCCUGGCCAUUCGAAAAGCGGGUCACCUGUGCGUCGCAACCCAAAACCAAAACUACACAGACUACACAGGCAGAGAAAAGACUAUGGAAGUAAGGCUGGAUGUGCUAAAACCAGGUGUGAGGGUUCUGCUGGUGGACCAGUGGAUAGAGACGGGAGGCACGAUGAGGGCCGCCAUCCAGCUGGUGGAGAAACUGGGAGCCACGGUUGUAGGUGUAGCAGCCGUGGCCAUCGAGAACACCGAGGGAGGGAAGUGGAUCAAGGAAAACUACAAGUUCUCCCACUGCAUCCCAGAAGCACUGCAGAGCCAAGUCGACGGGAAAUAUCUGAACUUUUUCGAAAGCUUUAACAAGUAGAGAGAAAUUUCAGAGCUCAGUGAAGAACAGAAGAGACAUUUUGAAGGAAAUACUUUAAUUUGCAUAGAAAUACAGUGAAGUAAUAGAUGAACGACUUGUUUUAAUACUUUUUUUUACUAACAUAAUUUGACAGGAUUGCUUGUGAUACUGACAUAAAAUAAAAUUAAAAUCUUAAA
Molecule: messenger RNA, 851 nt
Organism: Fundulus heteroclitus (mummichog)
Lineage: Eukaryota; Metazoa; Chordata; Actinopteri; Cyprinodontiformes; Fundulidae
Product: purine phosphoribosyltransferase family protein
Exons: 5
Coding region: 73-675 (200 amino acids)
Molecular function (GO): adenine phosphoribosyltransferase activity
Source: RefSeq, a predicted model, not a curated record